AUGGCCAAAAAUCGGAACAUUUCGCUCCUUGAGACGGAGCUCUAUUACUUGAUAUCUCGUUUCCUAACAACGGGUCCGUGUCGGAAAACGGCUGAGGUUUUGGUGAGCGAACUAGAGGAAUAUCAGCUUUUACCGAGGAGAUUGGACUGGCUGGGACACGAGCACCCGAGAACAUAUGAAGAUGUGGUUGCAGCCAACAGACAUAUUGCACCAGACCAUUUGCUACAAAUAUGUAAGCAGAUUGGACCGAUUCUUGACAAAGAGGUGCCAUCCUGUGUCCCUGGUGUCCACUCGCUCCUGGGAUCCGGAAAACAGUCAAUGCUUAGAACCUCAAAAGAAUGUGAUGGUGUGCGGUUAAAAACUUCAUCAUAUGCAGCCCUUCACAGGGGCAGACCACCAGAGAGGCCUUACAACAGCAAGAAACCUCCACAUAUAGUGAAAGUUUGUCGAGGAAGAGAGCUGACGGGAGCACCGCGAUACAGCUCCAUCAACCCUGUCAGCAACUACGGGCGCCUGCGCCUGCAUCGGCGAAUCCUGGGGCACCUGUCUGCUGUGUAUUGUAUUGCAUUCGAUCGCACUGGUCUCAGGAUCUUCACAGGCUCCGAUGACUGUUUGGUGAAAAUUUGGUCUUCCUUUGACGGGCGGCUACAUUCGACUUUGAGAGGACACUCUGCUGAAAUCACAGACUUGGCAGUCAGUUAUGAGAACACACUAAUUGCUGCGGGAAGCUGUGAUAAAACCAUCCGUGUGUGGUGCCUUCGUACCUGUGCGCCUGUGGCUGUGCUUCAGGGACACAGUGGAUCAAUUACCUCCCUACAGUUUUCACCAUUCGCCAAGGGCUCAAAGCGUUACAUGCUGUCCACUGGUACAGAUGCUACUGUAUGCUUUUGGCAGUGGGAUGUCAACAAUAUCAAAUUUAGUGAUCGUCCAGACAAGUUUACAGAGCGUCCAAGACUGGGAGUCCAGACGGUGUGCUCCUCAUUCAGUCCAGGUGGAAUGUUUUUAGCCACAGGAAGCACUGAUGAUGUCAUUAGAAUAUAUUAUAUGGGGAGUGGAAGUCCAGAAAAGAUAUCAGAGCUCCAUGAGCACACUGACAAAGUUGACAGCAUCCAAUUUUGCCAUACAAGUGAACGGUUUGUGAGUGGAAGCCGGGAUGGAACCGCAAGGAUCUGGAAGCUCCAUCAGCGGCAACAGUGGCGAUGCAUUUUGCUCAACAUGUCUACCACACUUCCUGGUGCUGAACCACUGAGUGAAGAGGAAAGUUACUUCAAGCCCAAAGUCACCAUGGUAGCAUGGGACCGACAUGACAAUACAGUCAUCACAACUGUCAAUAACUAUCUCCUGAAAGUGUGGAACUCCUACACAGGACAGCUUCUACACGUCCUCAAAGGCCAUGAGGCUGAAGUGUUUGUCCUCGAGCCACACCCAUUCGACCCUCGGAUUAUCCUUUCUGCUGGCCAUGAUGGAAAUGUUUUCAUAUGGGACCUGAUGCGAGGAACAAAUACACAGCACUAUUUCAACAUGAUUGAGGGGCAAGGUUUUGGAGCAGUUUUUGACUGCAAAUUCACCCCAGAUGGUCAGCGUUUUGCCUGCACAGACUCCCAUGGUCACCUGCUCAUCUUUGGCUUUGGUUGCUCGAAACCUUAUGAAAAGCUUCCAGAUCAGGUUUUCUUCCACACAGACUACAGACCUCUGAUCCGAGAUGCCAAUGGCUUUGUGCUUGACGAACAAACACAGCAAGCCCCACAUCUCAUGCCUCCUCCUUUUCUCGUGGAUGUCGAUGGAAAUCCCCACCCACCAAGGUAUCAGCGGCUUGUUCCAGGCCGGGAGAACGUUGCAGCAGAACACUUGGUUCCUCAGCUGGGAUAUGUUGCCACAAGUGAUGGAGAGGUAGUGGAGCAAGUGAUUAGUCAGCAGACUGCAGAAGUCGAGGAUGUUGCCGUCAGACGCAACAGCCUACUGGACGUGGCCAUCCGAAAUCUUCAGCAGCAACAGGAGCGUCAGAACCAGGCUGGUUCAGAGGGUGGUUCUGUAGCUGUACAAGCUCAGGCCUUUGUUGCAAUAGUGCCACCAGCCCCAAGCACGCCACGUAGAGUGUCUGUAAAUGAUCGUGCAGAAGUUCAGUCUCCUCCAAAUGUGGGUUUGCGGCGGAGCGGACAGGUGGAAGGUGUCCGGCAGAUGCACCAGAAUGCACCUCGCAGUCAGAUGGCCACGGAAAGAGACUUACAGGCCUGGAGACGUCGAGUGGUGGUGCCAGAGCUCGCACCGAACAUUCAUAGGGACCAAGUUGACAUCAGGAUUGCCAAAGGAGAUGAUGAGGUGGCAUUAUAUAAUGCAAAGAAGAGACGAAUAAUGUACAGCAGCUGUCGAGAUGAUUCUGAUGAGGAGCCUCCUUCUGCCAAACGAACACAUGGUCGCAGUGACACACUGGAAUUCAUCGAACUGUCAUGUGAAGAAGGAGAGGAGACAGCCAGCUCUGACGGUCACACCGAGGAAAAUGAUUUGGAUGGCAGUGAAAUUGACUCAUCUAAUGAUGAGGAGUGGAAUAGUGACAGCCCAAGUCACUCGUCCAGUGAGUAUUCAGACUGGACAGCAGAUGCUGGCAUCAACCUGCAGCCCCCCUUGUCACGUAAACGAGUCCGUCGCCAGCUCAGCAGUUCAGAAGAGGAGGAGGAGGAAGAAAAUGAGGAGGAGGAGGAAGAGAAAGAGCAACAGCAACAGCAGAGUGACGAGGAUGAAAAAACUGAAACAAAAGGAAAAGAAAAAGCCAAGAAAUCAAAGAACAAGUCUCCCAGACGGCCAAAAGUCAGACCUUCCGUCAACAGAGAAGUGUCCAAUGAGUUUCGACCCUCUUUAUGGAUCACUGAUGUAAUUCCUAGAAAAUCUCCUUUUGUCCCUCAGAUGGGUGAUGAGGUGAUUUAUUUCCGACAAGGCCACGAAGCUUAUGUUGAGGCUGUAAGACGAAAUGACUUGUACCCCAUCAACUUGGACAAGCAACCCUGGAAGAAAAUGGUGCUUCGGGACCAAGAGUUUGUAAAGAUUACUGGUAUCAAAUACGAAGUCUGUCCUCCGACACUUUGCUGUUUGAAACUGACUCUGAUUGACCACGGCACAGGCAAAAUCACUGACAAGUCCUUUUCUGUCAAAUAUCAUGAUAUGCCUGAUGUAAUAGAUUUUCUGGUGCUGAGGCAAAGUUAUGACGAGGCACUCCGUAGAAACUGGCAACCAGGUGAUCGGUUCCGCUCUGUGAUAGACGAUGCCUGGUGGUUUGGCACAAUCGUUUGCCAGGAGCCAUACCAAUUAGAAUAUGCAGACAGUCUCUUCCAGUGCUUUAAAGUCAGAUGGGACAAUGGGGAAAAUGAAAAGCUGAGUCCAUGGGAUAUGGAACCGAUUCCAGAUGAUGCUGAACUUCCAGAGUCCGAAGGAGGCAGCAUCCCUGUUACGGCUGAGGAGAUGAGCGAGCUGAUGUACAAGCCGUUGAAGGGAGAGUGGGGGCAGAGGAGCCGAGACCAAGAGUGUGAGCGAAUCGUUCCUGGUAUUGGCCAGCUCAGCACAAUUGAAAUUGCGGCGCCUUUCUCUGGGCCUGUCGACCUGAUACAAUACCCCACCUACUGUACUGUGAUUGCUUAUCCUACUGAUCUGGACACCAUAAGAUUUCGACUAAUGAACAAAUUCUACAGGCGCCUCUCAGCAUUAAUUUGGGAUAUCAGAUACAUUGCACACAAUGCCCGCACUUUCAAUGAGCCAAGGAGUAAGAUUGCCCACUCUGCAAAAAUCAUCACUAAUGUCCUUCAGAAAUUUGUCAAUAAUCCAACCUGCACAGACAUCAUGGAGAUUUACAGUGUUGUUGAAGAAAUGGAUGAAGAUGACGAGGAGGCAGAUACAGAAGCUCCAGGAACCUCCUCGGGACACAGGCUGCGCCAGCGCUCUACGGAGGUGCUGCCUGACAGAGAUGCUUGGAAGGAGCAGUGUAAAAACUUGCUAAACUACAUAUUUGAGUGCGAAGACUCUGAGCCUUUCAGACAACCUGUGGAUCCUGAGAAUUAUCCUGACUACCAUGAUAUCAUUGACACGCCAAUGGACUUUGGCACUGUGAAAAGGACCUUAGGGGAAGAACGCUAUGAAAAUCCUAUUGAGCUUUGCAAAGACACACGGCUAAUAUUUGCUAAUGCUAAAGCCUACACGCCCAAUAAAAGGUCCAAGAUCUACAGCAUGACCCUGCGACUAUCUGCCUUCUUUGAGGAACAAAUCCGAACUAUCAUAUCAGAUUACAAAACGGCAGUUAAGAGCAGCGCCAGGCUCCGUCGUAGCCAGCGAUUCAAAAAGAAAAUGCAGCAUGAUGCGUCCACUGCAACAGCAAGUCAAAAGAGAGAUUGUGUCAAAACUCAGGAAAAUGUGGAGCCCGUGUCUGGGACCAAAUCUACCUCAGCCAAAGCCUUGGUUCCUGAGCGGGCCAGGAGGACUCGAAGAGGCAGCACUGGUCAAAUCUCCUCAGAAGAUGACUCUGCUUCUAAAGGUGCUUCAUCAACAGCAGAGUCUGAAAGUGAAGUUAGCGAGUCAGAGGAGGAGACACGUCCAGGUUCCUCCAAACACCAUCAAGGGAAACGGAAAGCCAGGGUCACAAGGGGCAGCUCUUCAAAGCAGCGUAAAAAAGUUGCUGAUAGUGACAGUGAUGAGAAGGAGGUUGAGGAAGAGGAUGAGGAGCCAUUUGACAGUGAAGAUGGAGGACGAGAGAACGGAGACGUAUCUUCUCAUUCUUCAGGUCGUCGCUAUCCCUGUAGGGUAGCAAAGUGCAGGAGCGUACGGCUGACCAGAAAUGCUGCUGCUGCUGCUACUGCAGACAGAAAAAAGACUGAGAGCAGACCAGAGCUCAAUGGCCAUGCCAGCCGGUCUGCUCGCAAGGAGAGGCGUCAUCUCCACGCCUUUGACCAAACAUCAUCUUCGGGUUUUGAUGGAGAAGAGGAGGAAGAAAUAACAAUACGCAGAUCACUCAAGAGGAAAACUGCAAGGGCAGCUGCCAACAGAAUAAAGCUCCUUGAAGCAUCAGAUGAGGAAGAUGAGGACGAAGGGGAGGAGGAAAAGCCGAUAAGGAGCCGCCUGCGCAACACUUCCCGGACCAACAAACGCACCACAGUUCUUCAGAGCAGCUCUGAUUCAGAAGAAGAGCCACAUGUUUCUGCAAGUUCAAAGGCAGUGUCUGAAGAAUCCCAGGAUGAGGAAAAUUUCAAUGACAGCAGUUCUUCAAACUCCUCUCAGAAAAAGCAGAACGGGCGUGCAAGAACGCCAGUCAACACAAAGAGUAAUGGAACUUUGAAUUGUGUGAAUGGACACAGCCCAAAUCGCAAGUUGGACAGCAGUUCUGAGCAGGUAGAUGACGCUGCAGAAGAAAGUUCUGGAGAUAUGGAGGAACAAAAACAUAAACAACUGGCUGUGCAUCAUAAGCCUAGUAGAAGCUCAACCCGGAAGAGUAGGAUUACCAGUGAGGAGGAAGAAGCAGAAGGAGAGGAAAAACACGCUAAACGAAGGACUUCCCGGCGCAAACCUCCUAUAAGCUCAGAUGAAGAGGACAGUCCCCCGAGACAACCACAGCAAAAUGGAAGAGGCAAGGACGAAUCGCCCUUCAAGGACUCUAAAAGGAGCAAAAUGCCCUUGUCUCAAAGCCAAGAUCAACAAAAAUCUGCCUCAGCUAACCAAUUAGAUGCAGGUGAUUCCAAGGUGCUCAGUCACACGCCGAAGAAAUGCCACAAGAAAAGAUUGAAAAAAGAUGAAAAUGAUGGAGGUGAAAGCACUCAUUCAAGUGAUGAUUUUGUAAACACAAGCAGGAGGCCUUCAAGGAACAGCAACAGAACAAAACGACCUCGGGAUGACACUUCUGCUUCUGAGAGUUCUGAGCAAGAAUUUAAACCUAAGAAGUCGAGGAGGAAACACUCCACUGGUUCAUCGGACGAAGAGUCCGAAGAUUCAGACAAAGUGUCCAACAAGCGGCUUAACCUCAGGGUUUUGCCCAAAAAGAAAUAUAUUAGCGACAGCUCUGCUUCUGAAGAAGACUCUGUGAGCCUGAACCGACCUCGAAACAGGAACAAAGCAGGCACAGUGUCAAGGGAAGGCUAUAAUGAAAGUGAGUCAAAGAAAUCGUCUCGGAACGAAAGUAGGAUUCAAACAUCUUCCAAGAGAAAACGAAUUUACACCUCAGGAUCUGAUGAUGGAGAGCAAGAGCCAGUGGCCAAAAACAACCAAAAUCCUCCUAAACAGGAAUCAAAACGCGAUAAAGAGGAUGCCUUAUCCCAGUUGAAUUCCAAUGAGGACGAAGAAGUCUGUGGCAGUUCACAGAGAGGAAAGGACAAGAGUCGGCCCAAACACAGAACGCGGAUGGAAAGCUGCAGCAGUAAUCACAGUUCUGAUUCUGAAAGUGAGCAAUCGUCCACAGCCAGCGAAAACUCUUAUGCCAGCUCAGGGUCCAACAGCAGUUCAAAGAGGAGCCGUAGAAAAUGGGCCAGGCGUGGCGAAAGGACUGCCGGUCGACAGUUAAGGCAACGCCGACCACAAGUCGUCUCUGAGGAGGAGGACAGUGAAGAGUCGUACAGCAAACCACAGAAAAAGGGCCGUGUUAACACCCGCAACCGGGGGAAACGGACUGUCCUUUAUCACGACAGUGAGUGA
Messenger RNA from Nerophis lumbriciformis (worm pipefish), 6660 nucleotides. NCBI's taxonomy places the organism in Eukaryota, Metazoa, Chordata, Actinopteri, Syngnathiformes, Syngnathidae. The record is from RefSeq and is a predicted model, not a curated record.